Molecule: messenger RNA, 2883 nt
Organism: Malus domestica (apple)
Lineage: Eukaryota; Viridiplantae; Streptophyta; Magnoliopsida; Rosales; Rosaceae
Product: phospholipase D delta-like
Biological process (GO): phospholipid catabolic process; phosphatidylcholine metabolic process
Cellular component (GO): plasma membrane
Molecular function (GO): D-type glycerophospholipase activity; calcium ion binding
Source: RefSeq, a predicted model, not a curated record
ACACCAACUCCCUCUUCCCACUCACACUCCUCCUCCCUCCCUCUUUAUCCUCCGUCGCUCAAUUAUUAUUUUAUCUUUUUCUUCACGGAAUUUAAAAUUCCCCCAAAUCCUUCCCUCCGAGGCGCCACGAGUUCCCUCUGCAACUCCGGUCUCCUCUGCCUACAACCACCGCCAACGCCAACGCCACCGCAAACCCAGCAAAUCUCGCUUUUGUACACUGCCCGCCCACGAAAUGGCCGAAACGGAGUCGGAGGAGCGGAUGAUCUACCUGCACGGCGACCUCGACCUCACAAUCUUCGAAGCCCGCCGCCUCCCCAACAUGGACAUGUUCUCCGAGCGCUUCCGCCGCUGCUUCACCGCCUGCGACACCAUCAAUAUCUCCUCCACCCCCUCCGCCGAAGACGACGGCGGUCACGACGGUGGAGAACGCAAGAACCACGUUCCCCACCGAAAGAUCAUCACCAGCGAUUCAUACGUCACCGUUACGGUCCCCCAGACCACCGUCGCCCGGACACGUGUCAUGAAGAACUCCCAGAACCCGCAGUGGAAGGAGCACUUCUUUGUCCCGCUGGCGCACCCUGCAAUUAACCUCGAGUUUCACGUCAAAGAUGACGACGUCUUUGGCGCUGAGACCAUCGGAACCGCCGAGAUCCCGGCGGAGAGAAUCGCCACCGGAGAGCUCAUCUCCGGGUGGUUCCCCAUUUACGGACCCUCCGGGAAGCCCCCGAAACCCGACUCGGCGAUCAAGCUCGAAUUGCAGUUCACGCCGUUCGAGAAAAACCCAGUGUACAAGCAAGGCAUAGCGGGGGAUCCGGAGCACAAGGGCGUGCAGAACACGUACUUCCCGCUCCGGAAGGGAAGCUCCGUGAGGUUGUACCAAGACGCGCACUGCCCUGCAGGGCUGCUGCCGGAGAUACAGUUGGACGGUGGGAAGGUGUACAAGGCGGAGAAUACAUGGGAGGACAUUUGCUAUGCGAUUACGGAAGCGCACCACUUGGUUUACAUUGUGGGUUGGUCGGUGUUUCACAAGGUGCGGCUGAUUCGGGAGCCGAGCCGGCCGCUGCCGCGCGGCGGCGACCUGUUGCUCGGCGAUUUGCUCAAGUACAAGUCGGAGGAGGGCGUGAGGGUGUUGCUGUUGGUGUGGGACGAUAAGUCCUCUCACGACAAGUUCGGCUUCAAAACGGCAGGAAUGAUGGGGACACAUGAUGAAGAAACCCGGAAGUUUUUCAAGCAUUCAUCUGUAAAUUGUGUGCUGUCAACUCGCUACGCUAGCAGUAAGCUUAGCAUUAUAAAACAACAGGUUGUUGGAACCCUUUUCACCCACCAUCAAAAAUGUGUUCUUGUGGACACACAGGCUGACGGUAAUAAUCGGAAGAUAACUGCAUUUUUAGGAGGUCUUGAUCUUUGUGAUGGUCGUUAUGACACACCCGAGCACAGACUGUUUCGUAAUCUUGACACUGUAUUUAAGGGUGAUGUUCAUCAACCUACUUUUCCUGCUGGAACCAAGGCUCCAAGACAACCAUGGCAUGACUUGCACUGUAGAGUUGAUGGGCCUGCUGCAUAUGAUGUUCUUAUAAACUUUGAGCAACGUUGGAGGAAAGCAACGCGGUGGAAGGAGUUUGCACUACUGAGUAAGAAGGUUUCACAUUGGCAUGACGAUGCAUUGAUAAAAAUUGACCGCAUCUCCUGGAUACUAAGUCCUCCCCUAUCUGUUUCAAAGGAUGGUACAACUAUUCCAGAAGACGAGCCUUUGUUGUGGGUUAACAAUGAAAAUCCCGAAAAUUGGCAUGUUCAGAUUUUCCGGUCCAUUGACUCAGGAUCACUGAAAGGAUUUCCCAAAGCUGGCCGUGCUGCUGAGGCCAAGCAUCUUAUUUGCUCAAAGAAUCUGGUAAUAGAUAAAAGCAUUCAAACAGCUUACAUCCAGGCAAUCAGAUCCGCCCAACACUUUAUAUAUAUCGAAAAUCAGUAUUUUCUUGGUUCAUCAUAUGCAUGGCCAGAUUAUAAAAAUGCAGGAGCUGAUAAUCUUAUCCCAAUGGAGUUGGCAUUAAAAAUUGUUAGCAAAAUUAAAGCUAAUGAGAGAUUCACGGUGUAUGUCGUCUUACCUAUGUGGCCUGAAGGUGAUCCAAAAACUCUCGCAAUGCAAGAAAUUCUCUUCUGGCAGAGGCAGACAAUGCAAGCAAUGUAUAGUACUGUUGCAGCGGCACUGAAAUCGGUGCAGAUUCAGGACUCACAUCCUCAAGAUUACCUAAGUUUCUAUUGCCUUGGUAACCGGGAAAUACUUCCUGAGGAUACUGCAAAUGACGAUGCGUCUUCGGUUUCCGAUUCACAAAAAAAUCAGCGGUUUAUGAUUUAUGUUCAUGCCAAGGGUAUGGUAGUAGAUGACGAGUAUGUAAUAUUGGGAUCUGCCAAUAUCAACCAAAGAUCAAUGGCUGGUACAAAGGACACUGAGAUAGCCAUGGGUGCGUAUCAACCCCAUUACACAUGGGCUGCGAGGAAGAAACAUCCGCGUGGUCAGAUAUAUGGAUAUCGAAUGUCACUUUGGGCCGAGCAUCUUGAUAUGUUGGAUCCAUGCUUCGAAGAGCCUGAGAGUUUGAAAUGUAUGAGGAAAGUAAAUGAGGUUGCAGGCGAGAACUGGACGAGAUUCACAUCUCCAGAGUUUACACUACUGCAGGGUCACCUUAUGAAGUAUCCUAUUGACGUAGAUGUUGAUGGGAAGGUCGGCCCCCUGCCGGGACAUGAAAACUUCCCUGAUGUUGGUGGUAAGAUACUUGGAUCUCAUUCCAACAAAAUUCCUGAUAUGCUCACGACAUAAUCUCUCGACACUCUUAUGUUCAUACGUGAUUCGUGCAAUAAAAUUCGAAGCGAAACAUCGCUUCGUCUGAG